CGGAGCCAGUUCACUGGGUGGAUAAGAUGGCUGUUCCUGGGAGAGAUGGAGACCUGAGGCUCCAGCAGAACAAUCCACUGGAUCCCAGCACUGGUCAGAAGAGCAAGUUCUUGGGGACUGACUGGAAAACACCCACGCUGUCGGUGAAGUCCCAGAGCCGCGUCAGUCGCUGUCCGAGCGUGGCUGACAGUGGGGACGGGGGCAUCGGCACCUCCUGCUCGGACAGCACAGAAGAUUUUUGCAAUUCCAGUAACGGUUCCUCAUUCCACCCCAUCAAAACCCAGGUGACCAUUCCAACAGCCCACAUUAUGCCUUCCACGCUGGGUGCCUCACCCUCCAAGCUGUGCUCUGCAGGAAACCAGGGCUGUUCCCAGGGCACUUCAAAGCCUGCCGUGCCAGGAUCUGCCUCUGAACACUCAGGGCUCACGAGGAACGGGGAUUUUAAUGCUGGGAAGUCGUCUCAGGUGCCACCCAGGGAUCUCCUGCGCCUCUACGGGGGCUCAGGGCAAAAUGGCUUUGAGCAGCCCUGGCCCCAUGCUGCUGAUCCCACGAGAACAGAAGACCCUUGGAAGUUUGAAACCCCUGCCAUGGAGCGCACCCUGAACCAGUCUCUCUUUCUGGACAGUUUGUGUGCUGACCCUCAGCACAGGUUCCAGAAGCUCAAUCCAAACCCCGAGGCGGGGAAGGACCGUUUUAAGGUGCUGCCAGAGAGCCAACACGGGGCAGGGCCCGACGGAGUCUGCGAGCCCCGGGACGGGACGUGGCCCAGCGGGAGCAGAGCGAUGCCAGCGGGACUCCAGGCCAACAAUUUCUUCCCCAAACCCGUCGUGACUCCUCCAUCCCGAGCGUGGGUGCCAGAAGGGUGCACCCUCCAUCCUCACAAGGGGGUCUGCGAGCUCAGUGCCUGGAAACAGCAGCUGGACCAAGUGAGGCUGCAGGUGGAGCAGAUGCAGUUACAAAACGGAGGCACCUGCCCCCAUUCCUCGAUGUACUCUCCAUCCCUGCCUCCACCUGAUCCAGCCCAGUGGAUCAAUAUCCUGAACUCCAAUGAAAACCUGCUCAAGGAGAAAGAGCUCCUCAUCGACAGACAGAGGCAGCACAUAUCCCAGUUGGAGCAGAAAGUCCGGGAAAGUGAACUGCAGGUUCACAGUGCCCUGCUGGGCUGUCCAGCAUCCUAUGGAGAUGUCUACAUGCUUAGGCUGCAGGAGCUGCAGAGGGAGAACACGUUCCUGCGAGCACAGUUCACAGAGAAGACUGAAUCCCUCAGCAAGGAGAACAUUGAGUUGGAGAGGAAGCUGGCUGCUGCAGAGGUGGAUGUGAAGCUGGCCCGGGAGUCGCUGAAGGAAGCUGUGCAGAAACAUGCAGAGGAGUUAAAGAAACAGGAAGAGAGGGUAAAGGGAAGAGACAAGCACAUCAGUAACCUUAAAAAGAAAUGCCAGAAGGAAUCUGAACAGAGCAGAGAGAGACAGCAGAGAAUUGAGACCCUGGAACGAUACCUGGCUGAUCUGCCCACCCUUGAGGAGCACCAGAAACAGAGUCAGAAGCUGAAGGAUUCUGAACAGAAGAGCACUGCUCUGCAGGAAACAGUGCUGGCACUGGAAACAGAGCUUGGGGACAUCCAGGCUGCUCUCAGGGAGCAGGAGAUGCAGCUGGAAAACCAAAAACACAAGGAGAUGGAGCUUCUCUCCACUGUGCGCAGCUUGCAGGAUAAGCUGCAGCAGAGUGUAAAGAAUGCAGAGAGAGGACCCGCUGCCCAGGAUGGGGAGAGAAAGAAAAUGGAACAUGACUCUCUGAAGAAAGAAUGCGACUGCCUCAAGAAGAUCGUGGACAAAAAGCAGAAGAAGAUGGAGCAGUUAUCCUUGCAAGUAAAGAACCUGGAAGAACAGGUGGCUCAGGAAGAGGGGACAAGCCAAGCUCUGAAAGAAGAGGCGAUGAGAAGGGAAAAUGCACUGCAGCAGCUCCGGGCUGCUGUGAAAGAGCUCUCUGUGCAGAACCAGGAGCUGAUCGAGAAGAACCUGACGCUCCAGGAGCGGCUCCGCCAGGCCGAGCUGACGGCCCAGCCCCUGCCCGCUGACACAGCCCGCCUCACCCAGGAGCUGCACGGGGAGCUGGCCAUCUGCCUGCAGGAUUUACAGUCUGUCUACAGCAUCGUCACUCAGAGGGCUCAGGGCAAGGACCCCAACCUCUCUCUGCUCCUGGGCAUUCACUCUGUGCAACACCCUGUGAAGGAGAAGGAAGACUUGCUGAGCCCUGAUGGACUUGCAAAGAAAGUGGUGGAGGUAAAACAGCUUCACAAAGAGGUGGAGGAGUUAAGGACUGCGAUAUCUGACAGAUAUGCUCAGGAUAUGGGAGACAACUGCAUCACCCAGUAAGGAGCACUCCCCAAAGUAAGACAGGAAAUGAAGACUUGAAACCCUCGGGAGUCUUGAGCUCCUGCAACCCUAAACCUAUUCAGCACUUUACCAUCCCUCUGCUCGGGUACAAGAGAUGUGACUUAUCUGAUCUGUGAGGGAUCAGGGGGUUUGUUGCCAGAAGUGUUCAGCUGCUGACUGGAAUCGUUCAGGGCUUCGGUGUCGGGCUUUGCAGUAGCUUUGAUCUUGUGGAAUGUGUUUUGUGCUGUGUUUGCUGGAGCUGGUGUGGUCUCUGACACUGGGAGAUUGGAUUCUGACUUGCCUUCCAGGCAUGUCAAAUGCUGAACAUGCAAAUGUGACAGUUAAAAUCAUCACUAGAAGGAAAUGUAUGCCCUGGU
Empidonax traillii (willow flycatcher) is the source of this 2749-nucleotide messenger RNA. It is a transcript of the gene CEP85, whose product is annotated as centrosomal protein 85. Gene Ontology annotation, cellular component: centrosome. The record is from RefSeq and is a predicted model, not a curated record. The transcript has 14 exons. NCBI's taxonomy places the organism in Eukaryota, Metazoa, Chordata, Aves, Passeriformes, Tyrannidae. Bases 27 to 2372 code for a protein of 781 amino acids.